Messenger RNA from Jatropha curcas, 2074 nucleotides. RefSeq names its product S-adenosyl-L-methionine-dependent methyltransferases superfamily protein. The record is from RefSeq and is a predicted model, not a curated record. Gene Ontology annotation, cellular component: cytoplasm. NCBI's taxonomy places the organism in Eukaryota, Viridiplantae, Streptophyta, Magnoliopsida, Malpighiales, Euphorbiaceae. Gene Ontology annotation, molecular function: calmodulin-lysine N-methyltransferase activity.
UGGAGCAAGUGUUAAGCAUGAUUAGCGUUGACACUGACAACAGGUUUACUUCGAAGCAAAACCCAAACACCAAAGCAGAGAAACAGAACCUAGGAAGAAGAAAAUAGAGAAAAACAAAUACCUAUAAAUCAAAAUUCUCUCUCAAAUAGAAAAAAAAUAUGGAUAAUAAAACUGAACCUAAAAUAACUGCAAAACCGGCUUCUCUAAGAUGGGGAAUCCUUCGUCAAGCUCUCCUUCGUCGCUCUUCUACCCAAAAUUCAGAUGGACAAUCCUUAAGUCCCAUCAAGCUUAUUUCGAGGAAGACAAUUCAUGGAUUUAACUUGAUUCCUAGCCAACUAAUCGAUAAAGAUCCAAAUUCUAGAGAUGCCUGCAUUUGCUACACGUUACCCAUUAAUGGGUCACCUAAGCUUUUCCUCACCCAAAGGAUGAAAGUUGGUACUGAUCUCAGUGAUUUUGAAAUGUCUAAUAGAUACAAUAUUGACAACACUGGGCUUGUCUGUCACUGGCCUUCAGAAGAUGUCCUUUCUUAUUUUUGCUUGUCGCAUGCAGAUAUGUUCAGAUCUAAAAGAGUUAUUGAGCUUGGCUCAGGCUUUGGCUUAGCUGGAUUAGUUAUUGCUGCCACUACUGAGGCAUUAGAAGUUGUAAUCUCUGAUGGAAAUCCUCAAGUGGUUGAUUAUAUUCAGCGUAACAUUGACGCUAACUCUGGAGCCUUUGGUACAACAGAAGUGAAGAGUAUGACGUUGCACUGGGAUCAGAAAGAAACUGCAAAUAUCUCUAACACCUUUGAUAUUAUUGUUGCCAGUGAUUGCACCUUUUUUAAGGAGUUCCACGAGGGCCUUGCUUGUACUGUCAAACUCUUGCUGAGAAUUGCUGGGACCUCAGAAGCAAUAUUCUUCAGUCCUAAAAGAGGAGACUCAUUGGAUAAGUUUCUAGAGAAAAUUGAAGAAAAAGGUCUGCGUUUUUGCAUAACAGAAAAUUAUGAUACAGAAGUUUGGAUGCGCCAUCAAGGAUUCAUGAAUGGUAAUAACUCAUGGCCGAGCUAUGAAAAAGAUCACUGCUACCCAUUAUUGAUCAGAGUUACAUUAUAAACUUUCCCACAUUCCAUUCACAAUUAAUACAUAUUUUAUUCAUGGAAUUCAUUUCCCACGAGAAACUUUCCAUUGGUUGACAAAAAAUUGUAGGCUUGAGGUGGUGAACCAGUUAUUGAUGGUAGGCAACAAUUUACUUGCCUGCUGCAAGAUUCUUAGUGUAGUCUAAUCUCUUGGUGGGUCCCGUGAUCACCAGAAUUUCAUUCCUCACCACAACAUUGUGUAGGUCCCUUGCUGGUUUAUGAUUUAGCAAAUGAAAAGGAAAGCUUGCUGAUGCUUUCUUCUAUUAUUUUAAUUUAAUACGUAUGAUUUCUUUUUGAACUUAUUAGCAUAAUAGGUCCAAGAAGCUUUUGAAAGGAGAUUCCUUAUCUUCAUUUAGCAUCUAAGUUACUUAAAGCAUUUUAUAUGGCGGUCCACAAGUAAACAACGACCCUCCACCUAAAGGAUGAUUGAGAACAUUGUCAAAAAGCUAUCUGAUGCUCUGUGGAUCAAAUAAACUAGCUUUUAUUGGAGAGGAGAUUUUUCUAUUUGUGUUUCUAAUGUAGCAAAACCGAACAUGCCGUGUCCGCAGAAAAGAAAAACAAACAUGACCUGGCUUGAAUUAUAUUCUAUUCUGGAAGUGAAACUUGUUUUGCAGGUAAUACUCUGGUCUUUGUAAUAUACAUCUGAUGGAAAGGAGAUAAGCUGAAAAUGAAAAUGAUUUUUCCAGUAUUAUCUUUCUACACUGGAAUCUCCAUGGAUGAUGAUUCUUAGACCUCUUCAACAUAUUUUAAUUUCAUGAACCGAAGAAUUAUGACCUCAUAUUUCUUUUUUUGACUGCUUUUUACAAUUAUUAGUACUUUAAAGCCAUGAUAAAUGGUUGUAGUCUAUGGAAUAUGCAUUUUUCUCUUCAGGUUGGAUGUAAAUGAAACUUGCUUUACAUUACCCUUAAUUAUCAUGUAAACUUGCAGAAAUAGGAGGUCCAUUCCUAUGCUUUUCUCUGUCAA